AGUAAUUGAUGAUGCGACAAAGGAUGAUGAUCUUUUUAUGAUACAAAUGGCAACGCAAAUGAAAGAAAAGUUUGAUAAAUAUUGGGGUGAGUGCAAUCUAUUGAUGGCUGUUGCAAAUGUAUUGGAUCCGAGAGUUAAAUUUCAUGGUGUUGAAAUAUGUUUUCCAAUGAUAUACAAGUCUGAAGAAGUUGCUGCCGAGUAUGUGAACAAAGUGCGUGCUUCACUGCAACAACUAUAUAAUGAUUAUGUGGCCUUAAGUGUUGAAGAAUUAUCCUCAAGUCAGUGCAAUAUGGCUAACAUCUCCUCUGCCACCACCCAAUCUGAAUCUGCGAUAGUUACUGGGUUUGAUCAAAUUAUGAGUCUUGUAAGAGCAAAAGAAGCAAUUCCUGUAUCAAAAUCUGAAUUGGAUGCCUAUCUCGAGGACAGUGUUUAUAUUCCUGAUGGAAAUAUGUCUUCAUUUUGUGCCUUGGAGUGGUGGAGGAACAACAGCAUGAAAUAUAAAGUUUUAUCGAAGAUGGCUGCUGAUGUACUUGCGAUUCCAAUAUCAACGGUAGCUUCAGAGUCUACAUUUAGUGCUGGAGGUAGAGUUAUAGAUGAAUAUCGUUCAAGAUUGAAUGAAGAAUCUAUUGAGACACUAAUUUGUGGAGGAGAUUGGCUUCGACAUAAAUACAACUUGAAAAAAAAGAAGGUGAAUGAGUCUUUGAAGGAGAUAAGCUUAUAGAUUAAAGAAGUUCUUUAAUACUUUGGUUGCGGAGUGGAAAUGCUAAUGUCCAGAAGAUAUUAUUGAUCUAUUUGCUAUUUUUCUCUUGAAACUUUUAUUGUAUUGAUUUAAUGGUUUCAGAAACUUUGGGGGAAUUUGCAAUUCUUGUGGCUUGUGGCCUGUGGGUGACGUGAACUUGAAAAACUAUGUUAUUAAUUUCUAAAUAUUUUUGUCGACUUUUUUAAUAUUGCUUCUGAGUUAG
Molecule: messenger RNA, 962 nt
Organism: Andrographis paniculata
Lineage: Eukaryota; Viridiplantae; Streptophyta; Magnoliopsida; Lamiales; Acanthaceae
Product: zinc finger BED domain-containing protein RICESLEEPER 1-like
Exons: 4
Coding region: 38-721 (227 amino acids)
Molecular function (GO): DNA binding; protein dimerization activity
Source: RefSeq, a predicted model, not a curated record